CCAUUUUUUAAGGCAUAAUAUUAUGGUUUUUUAGUGCUAGAAGUCUCGAGCCCUAAAAUAAUAGUCCCACGGCGGCUCAUAUCAAUAUAAUUAUAAUAAUAAAACCUGUAUAACACACAUUUGUGUGCACCACGGACCGCCGCACCAUACUACAGUAUACACUUAACACGCCGAGUACGCGACGCGUUAGAAAGCCUUCGUUUAAUUUUUGGAUUAAUCUUACCGCAUUGGAAUAAUUACCUACCGGAUUAAGAAGAUAUUUUCUUCAAAUAUUAAUAUUUUCAAACACAAUUUUGAAACAUAUAAACUAUUUUGAAAGAGAUAUAGAUCAUCGUGACUCCUAUUUAGUUAAUACAAGAAGUAUAAUAAUUACGAAUAUAAUUUUAUUUUAAAAAUUUACUCGGGAAGUGCGGUCGCACCAUUGCACCUUAGCACGAACCGCCACUGUGUAUGAGCAUAUAAAUAUGAAAUAAUAUUAUGAUUCAUGGUAAUAUGGUAUCCAAGGCGCAAGCGCAUUAAAUUUUAGUUCGGUAUCGAAUAUACACACGAAUGGGUGAUUAAAGAAGAAGAAGCGUAAGUGCAAGCAUGAAAGUUUACUUUAUCAUGAGUGCCAGAGUGCAGUGCGUCGGUCGGAGGCAACGUCGUGGAGGUCAACGUGUAAACAAUUAUGAACGUUGUGGGGGCGCACAGAUGGCGCGUUGAUACCGCGGUUACUGCAACGAGUCGUUGCCAACGACAAUGAAACCAUACUAAAUAAGUAGGUAUGAUUACAAAAAAACCUGUUUUCGUUUGGUUUGCGCAUCUCCCCACUAUAAUUCUAUACACAAAACCAUUGCUCGUAGUUCUCCGCAUUUUCAUUGGUCUACGCGAUUGACAUGAAAGGUUGGUAUGCGUAUCACAAAGUUGUGAUCAUACCCAUUUAUUUAGUCAUGUUCAUGGUCAUAACCUAAAUAAAUGAAAAUAUGAAAUUAGUUUGGUUUUUCUUCUAUGAAAUUGUGGCGUUGCCCAAUGAUGAUGGGAAUUUAUAACUACUGAACAAUGUAUAAAAUAUAGUCCGUCGUGAAAAACAUGAAAACAAAAGAAAUACCAAGUCAAACCGACCUGUUAUGUGUCCGCGUUUACUAUUCUGUGCUAAUUUAUAAACUGUUUAAAUUAAAAGUAAAUCGACCGAUAUGGUGAAUAAGUGCAGUGUAACUGGUUGCAAAAGCCUGUAUUCGAAGGAAGACAAUGUCAAAGUUAGAUUACACAGGUUUCCUCUAUCAAAUCCAGAAACACUACCCAUAUGGAUAGCUGCUACCGGUAGGGAAAAAGAUUGGAAACCUUGUAAAAGUAGUAGAUUGUGUGGUAAUCAUUUUGAAAAUUCUGAAUACAUAAUUGGCCAUGGGAAAAAUGUUUUAAAGGCUACCUCGGUCCCAACGAUUGAAUAUCGUGUAGAUGUUAUGAGAUACAACAGAAGGAAGUCACUAAAUUGUAAUGAUAUGGAGCGAACGAAUAAACCUUUAAAAGUUGAUUCAGUGGAUAGUACUGAUACAAAUGUUGAAAUUGUCCAACUCAACUAUAAUGAUAUGUACAAUUUAAAGUACGAACAUCAAAAUAAGGGUGAAAAUUAUGAUAACGGAGAAUCGUAUUGUAAAAAUGAAAAUAAAAAAUGUACAAAAAAAAAUGAUAAUCUUCAUGUUAUAAAGUUGGACAACAGUUAUAAUAAUGAAGAUGAUGCUAGUCAUGACGAUGCCAUAAAGAACGAAUAUGAAGAUUUCAACUAUGAACUAAAAAAUGAUAUUUGUAACAGAGAAAACCAAUGUUACAUGUUUACAAGCAGUUUCAAGGAAGGCGCCGAACCUAUAGUUUUAACACCUCCAGAAGAACCAUUAAAUAUGAAUAUUGACCAAACAACAGCAGAUUUAAAUUUUAAGAAAAUUAUGGAUUUAAAAUUAAAAAAACAACUGCGCACUAAAAAUAUUUAUUCAUUAUACUUCAAGGCUUUGAAAAAAAAAAGGUUUCGAAAACAAGAAAAGUAUAAAAAUUCUUUCAACAAUGAUGAUGCAGAUUCAUUUGCCGCAUUUAUAGGAGCUCAAAUGAAAGAUUUACGUCCAUAUAGAAAGGUUUAUUUAAGUGCAAAACACAAAAUUCAAAAAAUUCUUAUGAAAGCACAGCUUAAAAUAACAAAUUGAAACUAAGUUAAUAUUAAGAAUAAAAAGUGGCAUUAUGAUAAGUAGUUAUUGUUAAAUUUUGUAAUACAUAUAUACUAUUAAAAUUAUGUUGUAUUGUAAAAUUUUAAUGUACCUACAAUAUUUUUUUUUAUGUAAUAUGUAUGCUAACAAAUGUAUAUUUUAUAACUAUACAGUAUAAGUGUUUAAUUUAAUUUAUACAUUGAUACAUUAUUAUUAAAUAAAACAUUUUUAUUUAUAA
This is a messenger RNA of Acyrthosiphon pisum (pea aphid), 2409 nucleotides long. Its product is annotated as THAP domain-containing protein 1. Bases 1173 to 2171 code for a protein of 332 amino acids. The transcript is spliced from 6 exons. The record is from RefSeq and is a predicted model, not a curated record. NCBI's taxonomy places the organism in Eukaryota, Metazoa, Arthropoda, Insecta, Hemiptera, Aphididae.